Messenger RNA from Exophiala mesophila, 3179 nucleotides. RefSeq lists its product as uncharacterized. The coding region runs from base 224 to 2929 and encodes 901 amino acids. Gene Ontology annotation, molecular function: GTPase activator activity. The transcript is spliced from 2 exons. Lineage: Eukaryota; Fungi; Ascomycota; Eurotiomycetes; Chaetothyriales; Herpotrichiellaceae. Gene Ontology annotation, biological process: activation of GTPase activity. The record is from RefSeq and is a predicted model, not a curated record.
CCUAAACUAGGCAUCAAGAAUUCCACCAUCAUCAUUAUUAUUACUAUUACUAUUCCUUCUGCAAGAACCACCCGCGUCUGUCUUCUCUAACCAUCUUUGUCUGCCUUAUCACAACGUCCAAGGCAACUCAGUCUCACCUCCUCGCCAACCCCACCCAAUAACCAUGCACUGAGAGUUGUUUCGCCAGCCGACCACAAAGAGUCCGCUGCUCCAUCGAUACGAAAUGACAACGGGCACUUCUUCCAGACCGGGCCCGCCCUCGCCCUCAGCUUCCUUCUAUGACCUAUCCGACGAUGAAGAAGGAGGCUACAAUACUAUCGCUCACGCCACCUCUGUCCGAGGCGUCAAGCUUCUCUUUUCAAAGAGCAAAGUCUACGUCCACCCCUCUCCCUCAGCCAAAGACAACAUCCCUGGCUUCAUAGCACUUGUUCAACAAAAAUCCCCACCCAAUUCUGGUGAUCAACGGCCCGCAACUGCCGACUCCAACAAGAAGCAUUCAAACACCGCAUCUUAUCUGCUGGCAUGGGUUCCAGAGUCGUCACUAGCACAAGAUGAUCUCAACACCUAUGUCAAGGUCGAUAUGAAAAACGAUGGAUCUCCUCCUCGACAGUCCUAUCUCGUCCCGCCCCUCCCCCUCGCCACCACCUUUGACGAGUCUCCUGUCGGUCCCUAUGCCUUUUCUUUUCCUCUGUCCAACAUUUACUCCAUCAAUGUGCGCCCUCCCAGUCUGGGGUGGUGGUUCGGGAGUAUUGUCAUCAAUACUCGCUCCGGCUCCAGUUUACCCGCUUUAUUCUUCCACGACUCCGAGUGUGAGAGCACCAUCCUUCAAAAGAGAAAACGUGCUAAGGAAUCAUUUGAUCCAUUCGGCGAUAGCGGAGAACUCUUCUGGGGAGGCGACGAGGUCAUACGCUGGCUCAAGAGAUAUGUCAAUGUUGAACGAAGUACUGCCGAGCCCUCCAUCUACCUCAUCGAUCCCACGGAAGAGGAUCGCCUGGGAUUCGGUCAGGGCAGAAAAUCCCUCGAGAACAAAGACCGAAGAGCCAGUCAAUCGACUUCCAACACCAAAAAGCAGCAAAAUUCUUCAGGACCAGGGAUGGACCCUCUUACUAAAGCCCUGAAAGAGACUAGAUGGAAAAUUCUCGAACAACUUUCCAAGGUUACCACAUUCACUAGACGCACGGCCGAGGAUCUUGCUAACAACAAAAACAUUCCCCCUCAAGUGCGACGGCUAAUUCAAAACCCCGAGGUCCAAACACUACAAGAAGAGUUUGACAGCGCAAAGCUGUACCUGGCAAGAUGGGCAAUGAGCAUUGCCGAACAGGGAGAGAAGGAACGCAAGCAACGCAUGUGGAGUGCCAGAGAUGUUCUCGACUCAGAGGAAACCAGCGUCGGAGAUUUUGAAAUCCUGGACAUGGAGGCCGGUCGUAUGACGUUGACAGACAGCAAAAGACGGCCAGUCACAAUGGAGGAAUGGAAUUCAUUCUUUGAUGACAAAGGAACACUCAACAUCACCGUCGACGAGGUCAAAGAACGCAUCUUCCACGGCGGGCUUGAUCCCGAGGAUGGAGUGAGAAAGGAAGCCUGGCCCUUCUUGCUCGGCGUCUAUGACUGGAACAGCACCGAUAGCGAGCGACAUACUUAUAUGAAUGCUAAACGUGACGAGUACGUUCAACUCAAAGGGGCUUGGUGGGAUCGGUCAAGCGAUGGUCAGUCGACUCCAGAACAAGAAGAGUGGUGGAAAGAACAGAAACUUCGAAUUGAGAAAGAUGUCCACCGCACUGAUCGACAUAUCCCUUUGUUCGCUGGAGAAGACAUUCCGCACCCAGACCCCACGUCUCCAUUCUACGAUGAGAAUAGCCCCGGCACCAAUGUGCACAUGGAGCAACUCAAGGAUAUGCUUCUCACAUAUCUCGAAUAUGACACGCCUCCAUCACAAGUCAAACCUACUCCCAACUCCUCCUCCGCCUCCUCUCGACCACGUUAUCAAACUCGCAACCCCCACCCACAAAAUCUGGGCUACGUCCAAGGCAUGUCUGAUCUCCUCUCGCCACUGUAUGCCGUCUUCCAAGACGAUGCACUCGCUUUUUGGGCCUUUGUCAACUUCAUGACACGAAUGUCUCGCAAUUUUGUUCGUUCUCAGAUUGGCAUGCGCUCCCAGCUAUCCACCCUUGAUCAACUCGUACAAAUCCUCGAUCCCAAACUUUACCUUCACCUCCAAUCCGCCGACUCUACCAACUUUUUCUUCCUUUUCCGUAUGCUCCUGGUCUGGUAUAAGCGCGAGUUUGAGUGGUCCGAUACCCUUCGUCUAUGGGAAAGCCUAUGGACAGAUUACUACUCGUCACAAUUUCACCUCUUUGUCGCCUUGGCAAUCCUGGAGAAGCAUCGCGAAGUCAUUAUUGAUCAUUUGAAUCAUUUCGACGAGGUCCUAAAAUACUUCAACGAGCUCUCAGGGACCAUAGAGCUACAAGAGAUUCUCUUCCGUGCCGAAGGCCUUUUCAAACGAUUUGAAAAGGUAGUCGAAGCGAUUGAUAGGAAAAAUUCGUUUCCUGCACCAAGUACCGCCGAACCCAAGGCGUCUGACAACAGCGGCGCGACAACGGAACAAGGGAAAGUCGGCAGCAGUGGUGCCAAAAACCAGGCGGCCAUCAGACAAGCCAUGAUGUCUGGGCCUGGGCGUAUACCAUCUCGAACAGAGCAACAGAGCCAGUCCGCCGGUCGUGGGAGAAGCGUGCACCAGAACCAGGCUCAAGCGGGCUCGAGGCCCGGAAACCAAGGAAAACAGCCACAAGCUCCGCUCAACGGUGAUGGCAGCCAAGAUAAAGUCAUCACUCCACAGUUGAGGUUGUUGUUGAGCAAAAAGAUCAUCACGAUUGACACGGAGCAAACUGAGGACGCUCCACGAGUGAGGCCUAGUGGCCUAAAGGACUAGAUUUAAAGGCAGCAGCUGUAUCAAAAGCACUGUGGAUGAUGAAGCAUCUCCAGGGGAGUCACGACUUUAUGUACUUUAUAUUUGGCGGCAGAUUGCGAUUGAUUAACUUAACUCAUCGAUUUCGGGCUCUGACUGAAUGAAUAGUAGGACUGCGUCAGUUUCUUAUUGCCUAUCUUUUGUCAGUUCUCCAGUGGAUCUCAUGGUUUCAAGUAACAGCACUUAGCACAAAAAUAAUGAUGGGUUAUCAGCC